This is a messenger RNA of Tremella mesenterica DSM 1558, 456 nucleotides long. RefSeq lists its product as uncharacterized. The transcript has a single exon. The record is from RefSeq and is a predicted model, not a curated record. NCBI's taxonomy places the organism in Eukaryota, Fungi, Basidiomycota, Tremellomycetes, Tremellales, Tremellaceae. The coding region runs from base 1 to 456 and encodes 151 amino acids.
AUGCCAAACUCCCAAGGCUCUUGCACCAUAGAAGAACUACUGCAAUCUGAGCCAGGUACAGUCUACGAGGUAGAGAUUAUACGACAAGAGGAACGGACAUUCCCUUUCAAUAGAACUGAAGGAACUUACAAAUCGACCAAUCUCAUUGAAUGCGGCAAGCCAGGAUGCACCAGGUGCUCCAAUGACAUCUUUGGGGAUACUCCAACGGUAGGGACUGUCACGGCGGUGAUCAAACGGGCAGAGACUGGCCUUGAAUCUGUCAGGUAUACUUAUAUGGGAUGGGGAAAAGGUUGGUCGGAAUUAGACAGUGAGGGGAGGAAGGUAUGGCAUACAAGUCUCGAUCCUAAUGAGGGUCCGCCAUUCACUAGUGAGACCCGACACGUCGAGACUCCUGGAGCGACCAGUGGACCUUCCCAGAUCCCCACCAAUGACGCCACCGUCCAUCCUUCCUCCUGA